Coregonus clupeaformis (lake whitefish) is the source of this 1386-nucleotide messenger RNA. Its product is annotated as mediator of RNA polymerase II transcription subunit 10. Gene Ontology annotation, biological process: positive regulation of transcription by RNA polymerase II. The transcript is spliced from 4 exons. Lineage: Eukaryota; Metazoa; Chordata; Actinopteri; Salmoniformes; Salmonidae. Gene Ontology annotation, cellular component: chromatin; mediator complex. Gene Ontology annotation, molecular function: transcription coregulator activity. The coding region runs from base 348 to 752 and encodes 134 amino acids. The record is from RefSeq and is a predicted model, not a curated record.
ACCAGUUACCACAGCCACAAAGUCAAAAUGGGCGUUAUCAUUAAAAUUCAUGAAAACAAAAAGUAGCUUUUUUGGUAUUCAUUUAAGUUUAGGCAUAAAGUUAUCAAUGUGGUUAAUGUUAGGGUUAAGGUUAGUUUUAAAAUCAGAUUUUAAGAAGAUAAAUUGUAGAAAUAGGCGGGGUUUAACCUUAAUUAUCACAUUGUGGCUGUUAUAACUAGUGACGACCAUGGGAGUCUCGAAAGUGACUCAAGUUGUGAUGAAUUGACAAAAGGCUUUGUCUGUCUUUUUAUAUUUCCACAAAUAUUUGAUGUCCAUGAGAAAUGAACACAUAACGUUUUGUUGGAGACAUGGCUGAGAAAUUUGAUAACCUCGAGGAGCAUCUCGAGAAGUUCGUUGAAAAUAUUCGACAGAUGGGAAUCAUCGUUAGCGACUUUCAACCUAGCAGUCAAACAGGACUCAACCAAAAACUAAACUACAUGAUCACUGGACUGCAGGACAUUGAGAAAUGUCGCCAGCAGCUACAUGAGAUCAACGUUCCUCUCGAGGCUUUUGAAUACAUAGACCAGGGUCGUAACCCCCAGCUGUACACCAAAGAGUGUCUGGAAAGGGCCCUGGCCAAGAAUGAGCAGGUCAAAGGCAAGAUUGACACCAUGACGAAGUUCAAGAGCCUGCUGAUCUCUGAGCUGGGCAAGGUGUUUCCAGAGGAGAUGACCAAGUACAAGGCUAUCCACGGAGAUGACCCCCCCUCAUAGUGACCCUUGACCUUUUAACUCCCUGACCUCAAAGCCACAGUGGGGUCUCACCCAGCAGGAUCAAUGAGUCAGCCAGAUGACAUGUAUUAAUAUUCAUGUAAUAUUAAUGGGAAAGUGUGUUGUUGACAUUGAGAAAUAGACUAGUCGGAGAUAAUGAGAGCGUGGUAGAGGUAGUUGGAGGCGCAAUUCUUUGUUUCUGAUUUGGGAAGAGUAAUGUGGCAAAGAUGCUCAAUGGAAGGGUACAAAAUAUUGUGGACACAAAAUCAUCAAAGGAGCUGAGGAUAGGAUAGUAAGAACUUAUUGCCUUUUUCAAGUAUCUUUUAGUUGUACUGGAAAUAUGACAUUUUCUCAAUCUGAUAUCUGGCUAACUGUUUCCUCCUGCUGUGUUGAGAUCCCACCUACAAGAUGUACAUAAUGUUUAUACUCCUACAGAACCUUUUUGUAAAGACCUAAAGAUCAUUGUACAACACUGCAGACCUGGAAUGCGACUCCGUUUUGUAUCAAGCUCAGUUAUCAAAAGGUGUCUUGUUCAUGGGCAAGAACCUAGCCCAGAGGUUUGAAACACUCAUUUUGUUUUGAUUUGAUCUUGUUAGUUUUUGUUAUGUUUUUAAAAUAAAUGGGCUUGUGAUUGAAA